AAGUGAAGCAGCAGAAGAGAAAGUUUCCUAGCCGGAGCCUGGGCUGAGUGACGGGUGAUGCUCCUAGAGCAGCAGUGGCAGCACCAGCGGCGGCGGGCUGUGCUGGUGCCGCAUUGUGUUUGCUGAGGCUCCUCCUGGGCGGUGGGGGCUCAGUAGCGUCCUACGAGGAGGAGGAGGAGGAAGCAAGAGCAGCAGCAGCAGCCUCCGCUCGCCCACCUCCGCCCGUGCGUCCUUUCAGGCGAGAGGGUGCUGCGUGCUUGCUCUCUCUCCUCUCUGGCCUCUGUGCAAUGUGAAGCUCGUAUACAACCCUGGUUUGUCAAAAAGACUAGAGCACCAACCUAGUACAUGCAUCCGAUAAUCAUCUUCUCCUACAAAAUGGAUUUUAGCCAGAACAAUCUGUUUGGUUAUAUAGAAGAUCUGCAGGAACUUACGAUUAUUGAAAGGCCGGUACGCAGGAGUCUAAAGACCCCAGAAGAAAUAGAGAGACUGACAGUUGAUGAAGAACUCAAUGAUAUUGAAAGGGCUGUAUAUCUACUCAGUUCUGGUCAGGAUAUCCAAGGAACAAGCGUGGUUGCAAGUCUUCCAGUCUUGAUGCGACAGAAUCCUGCAGAGACGUUAAGGAGAGUCCUGCCAAAAGUUAGAGAGGUCCUGCCUGUUGCAGGGGUGGAAAUGCAGUUAACAGCUGCUGUGUCACUUUUGACUAUUCUACAAGAGGAGUCAAUAUCCAUCCAUACUUACUCCCACUCCUUCCUACACAUCAUUCUACAGAAUCUGCAGCACAGAGAUGCAGGUGUCAGUAACGCAUGGCUGGAAACCCUUCUUGCUGCAAUAGAAGCUUUGCCAAAAGAAACCAUCAGGCAUGAGAUCCUGAAUCCUCUUGUUUCCAAGGCACAGCUUUCUCAAACACUUCAAUCUCGCUUGGUUAGUUGUAAAAUCUUGGGGAAAUUAGCUAACAAGUUUGAAGCUCAUAUAAUUAAAAGAGAAAUUCUUCCGCUGGUAAAAUCGCUCUGCCAGGAUGUAGAAUAUGAAGUUCGUUCCUGCAUGUGUCGGCAACUGGAGCUCAUAGCUCAAGGAAUAGGGACUGAGCUAACCAAAAACGUAGUGCUUCCUGAGCUGGUAGAAUUAGCAAGGGAUGAAGGCAGCAGUGUACGUCUUGCAGCUUUUGAGACCUUGGUUAAUCUGCUGGAAAUGUUUGAUGCAGAUGAUAGAAGUCAAACUAUCCUCCCAUUAGUGAAAUCAUUCUGUGAAAAAUCCUUCAAAGCAGAUGAAUCUAUUCUGGUUUCCCUGUCUUUCCAUUUAGGGAAGCUUUGUAAUGGACUAUAUGGGAUUUUUACACCAGAGCAGCAUUUGCGAUUUUUGGAGUUCUAUAAGAAGCUUUGCACCCUGGGAUUAGAGCAGGAAAAUGGACAUAAUGACAACCAGGUACAACUCCAAACCUUAGAACAGGAAAAGAAGUACAUAUCGGUGAGGAAGAACUGUGCUUACAAUUUACCAGCCAUGAUGGUUUUUGUGGAUCCUAAAAACUUCAAUUUGGAUCUCUACUCUACAUUCUUCUGUCUCUGCCAUGACCCUGAAGUGCCAGUCAGACACACUAUGGCUAUUGGCUUCUAUGAAGUUGCUAAGCUUUUAAAUACUGAUGUGUAUGUAAUACAUAAAGAACUGGUAGCCCUAUUACAGGAUGAAUCACUAGAGGUGUUAGAUGCAUUAAUAGGCUACCUUCCUGAAAUUCUUGAACUGUUGUCUACUGGAGGAGAAAGUGGUGGAGCAGAGAGCAAGUUAUUGAAUUUCCCAGAGUUGAUACCAGCACUAACAAGAGCAGAGCAGAGAGCGGCAACCUCUUUAAAAUGGAGGACUCAUGAGAAGCUACUACAAAAAUAUGCCUGCCUGCCUCAUGUCAUUUCAAGUGAUCAGAUUUAUUAUCGCUUUUUGCAUAGAAUGUUGAGCAUCAUCAUGACAAAUAAUGUUUUACCUGUCCAAAAAGCAGCUGCUCGAACCCUGUGUGUGUAUUUACGUUACAAUCGCAAGCAAGAACAGAGGCAUGAAGUCAUCCAGAAACUGAUUGGGCAGCUGGGCCAAGGAAAAAGCUACUGGAACAGAUUGCGUUUUUUAGACACCUGUGAAUUCAUCAUAGAACUCUUUUCCAAAUCAUUUUUCUGUGAAUACUUCUUUCUCCCAGUGCUUGAGCUCACACAUGAUCCAGUAGCAAAUGUGAGAAUGAAGCUUUGUUAUUUGUUGCCAAAAGUGAAGUUGACUCUCAAGGUUCCCACAGAUAAACAUUUACUGCAGCAGCUCGAACUGUGUGUAAGAAAACUCCUGUGUGAGGAGAAAGACAAAGAUGUCCUGAGCAUUGUUAAAAAGAUGGUGCUGGAACUGGACAGAAUGGAAACCUCUUUGGAUGCUUUUCAGAAGAGGUUUUAUGAAAAUGAUCUAUUGGACCAGCAAAAGGAAAGAGAGGAACACCUUCUGUUGGAAAUGGAACAAUUAGAAAAAGAGAAACAGCAAAAUGAGGGCAGGUCUACCAGUAUGAGCGAUAAAAUAUAUGAAAAGAAGCGUAGAGACAGUAAAGCAUCAACAACUUUGGCCAAAAAUAUACCAAUAUCUGUUUCUGGAAAUGCUUCAGGUGCUUCAACAAGCAAAGAAGUAAAAAAGUCAAAAUUGGUUCGAAGCCAGUCUUUCAGUAGUCAAGCCUUGCACUCAAAAUAUGGAAACAUAGACAAGUGUCCCAGCAAAAGUUCUUCAACAGGAUAUACUUCAGUGUCUACAGUAGGAAAGACUUCUGUAUUCACAUUUGCAGACGAUUCCUUCCGUCCUCAUUCUAGUAACCCCAGUGGGACGGCUUCUGCUUCCACCUUACCUUCUUCCUCUCGUAAUGCAAGUAAUUCUGUUGAUCAAAAGAACAAUGGGAGUAAAGAAAGCCAUUCGCGGAAGGUUAGCUUGAAAAACAGGAAGUCAAACUCCUAGAGCUGCUGAAACAAAGGAUGAACACCAAAGACCACUGGAGGCAAUGUGGAUGAAGGAUUGGCAAAAGCUGGAGUACAACCUUGAACGCAAGGACCAGAGAGACUGACUGCAUCUCACAAUGUUAAACAUCUUCUGUCACUUAAAUAAAUUCCUAUGUUGUAAAAUAUCUUCAUAGAAAUAAUGUAAUAUGUGCAGAACUCCAAUGUUGUAAGUGAAGUGUUUAAUUCAAUGUUACUUUAGCAAUGUGCUUAAAAACUGCUGUAGCUAAAGAGACAGGGUUUUACCCCCACUUUCCCCCUCUCAAUUAUGCCUUUUAAUAGUUCAGGUUUUUCAAAUUGGAAUACAAGUGCCCUCUACUUUAAAAUACACCUAUUUAUGAGUGUAGGGCUCCUACUAUACCUUUGCUAUGGAAAUAGGACCAUAUAGGUGCAAUUGCUCUGCAUAUAACAUUAACCAAACAAGUAACAUUUUAUCUCUCAAAGACAUGUUAGGGUGGAACUUGGAAGCACGGACAAAGAAAUGUUGAGUAGUCAUUACAAUACAGUUGUGCUAUAAUUUUAAGUAAGAUUGCUUACCUGGUGUAUAAAAAUUCUCAAGAGGGUUUCCUUUCACCUUUUAAUAAGAACAAAUACCUCCAAAAGAGCAUACAAAUGAUUAUUAAUUAGUUUCAUAUCUCAAUUUUGUUGUAUAAAUACAUUGUUUUAACUUCUAGUAUUUCAGGUUGUAGUUUCUCUUUAUCCAACACUUUAGAAAUAAUGAAUCUAGUUUUUAAUUAGUUGUUAUUUCAAGUUAUCAUGCUUUUAGCUGCGUCAACUGCAUUUUGUUUGUAUUCAUGCUAACAUUUCUAUCAAAAUUUGCCUGCAACAUGCAGUUCUAUUUAAAAAGUUCUAUUUAUGCCAAUACUUGAGAGAGACUGUAUGAAGCUAUUGUCAGCUUCUCUAUUUCAGAAAUGCAAUCAGCAAAACUAUAUUGAUAUCAGAAAUCUGUUUUUUAAAAUAUA
This is a messenger RNA of Rhineura floridana, 3961 nucleotides long. It is a transcript of the gene PPP4R4, whose product is annotated as protein phosphatase 4 regulatory subunit 4. The transcript is spliced from 25 exons. Gene Ontology annotation, molecular function: protein phosphatase regulator activity. Gene Ontology annotation, cellular component: cytosol; protein serine/threonine phosphatase complex. Bases 346 to 2961 code for a protein of 871 amino acids. The record is from RefSeq and is a predicted model, not a curated record. Lineage: Eukaryota; Metazoa; Chordata; Lepidosauria; Squamata; Rhineuridae.